Messenger RNA from Lates calcarifer (barramundi perch), 2895 nucleotides. Its product is annotated as deoxynucleoside triphosphate triphosphohydrolase SAMHD1. Gene Ontology annotation, molecular function: dGTPase activity. Gene Ontology annotation, biological process: dGTP catabolic process; regulation of innate immune response; defense response to virus. The record is from RefSeq and is a predicted model, not a curated record. Gene Ontology annotation, cellular component: nucleus. The transcript is spliced from 14 exons. Bases 1 to 1344 code for a protein of 447 amino acids. Lineage: Eukaryota; Metazoa; Chordata; Actinopteri; Centropomidae.
AUGUCUCAGACAAUAUUGUCACUGGAGUUGCCAUCAGACCACAAGGAAUGGGGAGUGGACAAGUUGUGUCAGUUCCUCCAAAAAUUGCCAGAAACAUUUAAAGAAAAAGGAAUUGAUGGCGUCAAGCUGCAAAAACUCAAAGAUGCUGAACAGAGGGAAAUGAGCAUUAGUUGCUCUGUCUUCUGCCAGGUGUUUAAUGAUCCCAUCCACGGUCAUGUGGAGUUACACCCACUUCUCGUCAGAAUCAUAGACACACCUCAGUUCCAGAGGCUACGAAACAUCAAGCAGCUCGGAGGGACCUACUUUGUUUAUCCUGGAGCAUCCCACAACCGCUUUGAACACUCGAUUGGGGUGGCGUACUUAGCAGGAGAGUUUGCACAAGCUCUGAGAACAAGGCAGCCUGAACUCAACAUCACUGACAGAGACGUCCUUUGUGUGAAAAUUGCAGGACUUUGCCAUGACCUGGGACACAGGCCUUUUUCCCAUCUGCUUGAUGGAAUGUUCAUCCCCAAAGCUUGUCCAGGUAAAAAAUGGAAGCAUGAGGAAGCUUCUCUAAAGAUGUUUGAUCACCUGGUGAAAUGUAAUGACCUGGAGCCGGUGAUGAAGCAGUACAGCCUUGUGCUGCCUCAGGACCUGUUCUUCAUCAAAGAGAUGAUUGGAGGACCUCAGAACACUAAUGCAGGUCAAGGAGAGGAGUGGCCAUAUGAAGGUCGAGGAAAGGACAAGUCCUUCCUCUAUGAAAUUGUGGCCAACAAAAGAAAUGGCAUUGAUGUGGACAAGUUUGACUACUUUGCCAGGGACUGCCACCAUUUGGGCAUCCAGAACAAUUUUGACCAUCGACGCUUCUUCCUGUUUGCCAGAGUGUGUGAGGUGGAUGGGGUGAAACAAAUCUGCUCUAGAGACAAGGAGGUGCACAAUCUGUAUGACAUGUUCCAUGCAAGGAGUUUUCUCCACAGAAAAGCCUACCAGCACCCUGUGAACAAGAUCAUAGAGCACAUGAUUGCAGAUGCCUUCUUAAAAGCAGAUCCAUACAUCCAGAUUGAAGGUUCAGGGGGGAACAUGUAUAAUCUCUCCACCGCCAUUGAUGACAUGGAGACCUACACCAAGGUGACAGAUCGAGUGUUUGAACUAAUACUCACUCCUCCUUCUCAAAUAUAUGUUACCGACCCAGAGCAGUCUGACAGUGUGAAGCAAAUUCUCAUCAGAGCUGGAGGACAAACAGAGCUGGCAGAGGCGAGGAGGAUUCUCAAGAGGAUCAUAGCUCGAGACUUUUAUAAGUGUCUGGGAAAAAUGCAAUGGAAACAGAAACCCACCGAGGAGGAGAUUGACCAGUGGACAGUUUGACACCAGAGGACUUUGAAGUUGUGGUUUGUGCUGUGGAUUACAGGAUGAAAGAGAAGGACCCGAUCAGCAAAGUGUAUUUCUACAGCAAGUUUGAGCCUGACAAACCAUUCAAGAUCCCCAAAGAACAGCCUUCUUCCAGAGCACUUUUCUGAGGAUUUACUUGAAGAAUGAUGAAAAGAGUUGGGAGGAUGUCAAGAGCCACUUUGAGCAGUGGUGCACAAACAAACACUUUUCAAUACUUAAUGUAACAUUUAGUUCUAGUCUGUGUGACACUGUAUACUAUAUGAAGCCCUCAGGCUGAAAGUUCUAUUAAAUGACAGUGAUAAGUUUUAUUAAGUUAGGAUGAGAACAUGAGCAGUGAAGUUAUUUACAUACAGGAGGGAAACCCAGAACUCAUCAGUGGGGAAAAUCACUAGAACAACGAAGAUGCAGCUCCAAACUGAAAAAAGAAAACAAACUCUCUGAUACUCAUUGAUUCUAUAUGAUUGUAAGUGAUUAAAAAUGAGAGUGAACUGUUACUUAAUAAGGCCCUGCACUCUGGUUUUCUGAAGCCCUGUUCAAUAUUAUACAUAUUUUUGAGACUACUGUCUCCAUCUGCAGCUGAAUAUGUCACAUUUUAAACUGAAUCACUCUUUUAUACCAUGUGUGCACUAAAAGCAUGUCCUUAUGUAAAUCUGUAGAGGACAAUCAUCACAGUUACUUAAAGCAUCACUGUCUGAAAUUGACAUAACAUGUUCCAGGGCUUUGUUUUAUUCGACUCAGUCCCAUCCAUGCUUCUUCAUCUUUGUAUAACUGCAAACAAAUCUGCAAGUUCAACUAUGUAUUUCUUACAAUGGUUACAGGCUGUACAGCACUACCAACAUGUGUGAUGGAGUCUGACAUUUAAAGUGAACAUUUAACUUGUGGUUUUGGGGAUUUUUAAAUAUUUAGUUGUAUUUGCUUUUAUUGUUUGUGUGAGUUAACAUGGAAAUCUGAUUAGAAAUAACUCUGAAUGAUUUUUGAUCAGAGGUUGUUUUGGUGAUUGUGUUAUUUUACUGUAUCUUUGUUCAUUUAUUGUUACUUAGUCACUUUCAUUUUUUAUUUGUUUUUGAAUCUGUUUUAUUGGUGACAUUUAACUUCAUGUUGUUGUUUUUCUUUGAAUUCUUAUACCUUGAGCUCAAUUACUAUUAUGAUUACAUUAUAUAUCACAAUAUAUGUCAUUAUAUAGGUCAACUUAUAUGUUGCUUUCUUCAAUGCAACCAUCUUCAUAACAAAGUAAAACAAAGUUUAGGUAUCAUGUUUUGCUCAUUGUGUGAAAAUUCAUUAUAUUCUAAAUAUGAAAUGGGACUGCAAAUGGAAACCUAACAAAGGUUAGUAGAACCUUUGAACUUGAAUCCUAUUGAGACAGUUUGAUAGUUUGAUGCUCUGUGUCUCUGUCUUUAUCUCUUUGUUGUGUGUCCUGGUGCAGUUCAACUUGUCUAGCACCAAAUACAUAAUCAUAUGCCUAAAUGCAGAGGCUCCACAAGCAAUAGAACAAAGGAGAGUGAAUGUUGCAAGGGUCAGUGAAUAAAC